UUUAUAGUUACAAAACUUUUUUGGUGUUGGCCUGGGUGACUGGAGUCGUUGGCGUGAAAGCAACAUUUUAACCCUUUUCUUUUCGUCAAUUGAUAUUCAUUUUGUUUAUGUGAGUGUCUAUGUGACACUGAGAGCCGCUUUGACCCUGCCAUGGCUGAGGUACCUCCACCACACGGACAGCCGGUCGAAAUAGACCCGGACUUUGAGCCUCUCUCCCGCCCGCGGUCCUGCACCUGGCCGCUGCCCCGUCCGGAGCUCGUCGACCCCGCCAGCUCCAACACAUCCUCCCCGGCACCGUCCGUCCAGCAGGAGCCGGGAGGAAACGCCGAUUUCACCAGUAACCUCGGCUUGUUAGAGGAAGACUAUGAGGAGUACGCGGACCAGAAACCGCCUUUGCCCUGCACUGAUUUCCAGUGUCGGGAAGGAAAUAAUGUGCAUCUACAUCACCACCAACAACAACAACAACAACAACAUCAUCAUCAUCCUCAUCAUCAGCUCCACCAGCAGCAGCAGCAGCAACUUUCGGGUCAGCAGCUGCCGCCCCAGCAACAAGUGCCUCCUCCUGGUGUUGCACCCUUGGGUGGCACCGGCCAGAGAAAAAGCAGCUCGUCCCGUCGUAACGCCUGGGGGAACAUGUCAUACGCUGAUCUGAUUACCAAGGCGAUAGAGAGCUCACCUGAGAAGAGGCUGACACUGUCUCAGAUAUACGACUGGAUGGUGAAGAAUGUGCCUUACUUCAAGGAUAAAGGAGACAGUAACAGCUCCGCGGGCUGGAAGAACUCCAUCAGACACAACCUGUCCCUGCACAGCCGCUUUGUGCGCAUACAGAACGAGGGAACAGGGAAAAGCUCCUGGUGGAUGCUGAACCCAGAGGGAGGGAAAAAUGGCAAGUCACCUCGACGUAGAGCCACCUCCAUGGACAACAACAGUAAGUUUGCCAAGAGCAGAGGAAGAGCCACAAAGAAAAAGAUGGCUCUACAGGAAGGGGUUGAGGGAGGAGCAGGCAGCCCCGGUUCCCAGUAUUCCAACUGGUUGGGAAGCCCAAACUCCCACAGUAAUGAGGACUUUGAAGCCUGGAGCUCCUUUAGGACACGCACCAGCUCUGACGCCAGCACGCUGAGUGGUCGCCGGUCACCUUUCCCUUCUGAACAGGAGGACCUGGGGGAAUCUGACAGCCACAUGAUGUAUCCUGGAGGAGCAGGGACCAAGAUUACUGCCCCCUUGCCCAGCCUGUCUGAGGUGGCUGGAUCAAUGGGCCAACACGGCUCAGAGAAUGUCAUGGAGAGCCUGUUGGAUAACUUGAACCUGCUGUCUCCUAAGAACCCCCAGCUCGGUUCAGACUCCUCACAUUCCCCAAAUGCUGCCAUGCUUCAGAGUAGCCCCUACAACUCCACCAGCUUGACCCUGCGCCAACAGCAGGACUACCAUAAAUGCAUGUAUGGCCAGGUGAGGAUGAACUCCCUGUCCCCUGUCCCAAUGCAGACAUUGCCAGAGAGCAAGCCAGGCUAUGUGGCUUAUGAGAACCAAUAUAUCUCCCCUGCUGGCCUCCUCAAAGAGCUGCUGACCUCAGAUGCAGAUGCCAACAGAGACAUGAUGCCCCACAGGGAUUCACUGGUGCCUCAGGUUGGUAGGGGAAGUUGCCUCUUGCCCACCUACAACAGUCAGAGCCAAGUGAGUGGGCAUAAUGGAGUAAAAAUUAUGAAUCCUCCUCAGAGACACACAGUUCCUCAUGUAAGCCCACAAGUUAUACAUAGACAGGGUCCUUCAACCUCACGAGACUUGAAUAGCUGUAACAUGAUCCCCCUGACCAGUCUGACUAGUCUUUCAGGGGCCCUUCCUCGAAUGACCAGCCUGAGGACAUGCAUGCAGCUGCCCCAUGGUCACCCGGCACACACUAAUGAUGUCACGGCAGGCUACAGCAGCAGCAAUGGCUACAGGCAACUUGUUCAUCCACACGGUCAUCAUCAUCAUCAGGAACGGCUACCCAGUGACCUGGAUAACGUAUCUAUUGAGAGGCUUGAAUGUGACAUGGAGUCUGUCCUAAAUGAAACCCUCAUGGAUGGGGGGGCGCUGGACUUCAACUUUGACCCUGCAGCUGGGCCUCAGGGGUUUCCCCAGAGGGUGAAGACCACCACACACAACUGGGUGUCGGGCUAAGGAGCAUGGUGGAUUAUAUAAUUGAUGCUUAAACAGGUGUUUCUCAGCAUCACACUGCUGCUCGCCCUCAUUCUGAGACAGGAAAAUAUCAACCCAAAGAAGCCAUCACCAACACUCUCCACAAAGAUGUAUAUGUCUAGAGUGGCAGUUCCAUGUAUAACAGUGCAAGUUAUUACUUUACAUUAAAGAGUAAACAAAAUGAGAUUUCAAUUAGUUUUUUAGAUAUCUCUUCAGGGAGAAAAUGAAGACAUGAUAUAAGCCUGUAUUAAUUAAAUUUGCCUUGUUUACAAAAACUGGAAAUAUAUAUGUAUUACCUUUUUAGCUGAAGUCAUUGUAUAUUGAAACAAACGAUAGGGUGCAGUGUAUUACAUAAUACAAAAUGCUUCGCAAAAAAGGCAGUUUCUCAAAAUGUAUAAUUUGUGAUUAGUCUGACAUUUCUGGGAAUAAUGUGUAUUUGGCCCAAACUUCAGAAUCACCUUUAGUUUAAAGACUGGAUCUUGGAGCAGUCAGUAGGCCCAGCUGAGAAUACCUGAGGGGCUUCAAUGUGCACCGGGGACAUAACAACUCAGUAAUAAGUCAGGGUUGAAAUUGAUCAUUUGAAAUUGGCACCCAAAUCUGUAAUGGUGGGUUUGAGAUUACAUUCUCUGGACCAAAAAGCUUCUUUGAACAUCAAGUCCUUGAUAGCAAAAAAAACUGCUGACCUAGUGAGAUCAUAGGCAAACUAGUGUAUCAUCCACAAAUUAUAUUCACAUGUUCAACACAGUGAAUUAAAAUAACCCAGAGAAGAUGUACAGUUAUACCUGGAGGAGCAGACAUGUUAAAUCCUGAAAAUAUAGCCAUAAACAGUUUGAAAUGUUUAUAGACAGAUGUCAUGGUACAGUGCUGUCAGAAGCAGUGCUUGAGUCAAAUGUCAACCACAUUUCCUCAUCAUUAGACCAUUAUUCAUCAUUAUUAGAGACCCUGAGAUGAGCUCUAUCUCAGACUGAAUUUACUCCUUCAUUGAUAAUCUGUAUGACAAUAUUUAUUUAUGUUUUUAUUUUAAUCAUGGCCAUUGGACAUUUGCUUUGUACUUUGUAUGCUUGUAAAAAUGCAUAUGGGUGUACAAUUUACUGUAUUUUUAGUGAUGAGAUGUUGUAAUGCUGUCAUUGUUUUUUUUUUGCAUGAAACUAAAAUUGAAGGUGAAGAUCACAGAAACUGUACUGUAUGUAAGAGAUCCUAAAAACAGUGACCCAGUACAUCCCUGCCACCUGUUAUGAAAUAUGAUUCACUUUUCAAACUGCAUUAGAUAAACUGGAAAAUUCAUGCCAAUCAAGUUGAAAUCAAAGUUGUUGUUUUUUUUUUAUCACAAAAAAGGGACAUUUUGCUGAUGUAGGCGGUGUGAUAGAGGGGAAGCGGCAACAGGUGGAGAGGCUGAUGAUGAAAACCUAAACUCUGCAAAUGCAAACUGCAAAUGGAUUAUAGUCUUCAAAGUUCAGCUAACACAGCACAUCAUUUGCGUGUGUUUUAUUUACCUCUGAGCAGCUACAGUUGUUAUGCACCAAAGAGGUUUCUACUCUACCAAACACAUUUCAAAGUGUGCCAAUCCACUGUGCCUACACGGUCUUACAGACUUACAAUGCUGUAUAUUAACUUCUUAAGUAGUACUUUUUUGUAUAUGAUGGUUUUAAUGACUUUGUUAUGAUUAUACUGAAAUAUUAUCCUGUAUGUAUGAUUGUGUUACAAAUGGUUGUUUACAUAUCUCCAAAACUAUAUCAAUACAUAUAAAAACACUCAUACCUCAAAAUAUUUUACCUCUGAAGUGUUGAAGGGAUUUUUCCUGCCAUUUCCCUGCGUGAGUUUUGUAUUGAAUUUGUCUUCAUUUUCAUAGUUUUGUACAUAUUGUUUUGUUAAUGCCUAGACAGGUUCAGAGUGAAGUAUCCCUUUAAAUUUUGAAUGUUUUCUUGUGCUUGAGGAUUAUAGCCAUUAGUUUCUACUGAAUAUUUUGUGACAGCAAUGUAAAUAAUUUUAAAAUUGAACAUGAAUUUGUGUGAAAUUCUACAUUUCAAUACAUUUGUAUUAAUCUUUUGAGACAGACAUCCAGGAAAGAAGUAAAACAUUUAAUAACAUUUAAUUAUAUUGUGGCACAAAAUUACUACUUUAUUUAAAGCAAAGCAAAGAUAAAUAUUUGAUGGAAUCAUUUCAAUAAAUAGCUACCAUGCACAAAUGAGAGUGCUUGAGUCUGUUACAUUUAAUUAUGAAAAAGAGAAUAUAUCUCAUUUUCAGAUGAAAUCUUUUACAUAAAUGAUUAAACCUAUUUAAGGAUUUUCAGAAAACAUACCAUCUUGAUUUGC
This is a messenger RNA of Scomber scombrus (Atlantic mackerel), 4487 nucleotides long. RefSeq names its product forkhead box protein O1-A-like. Gene Ontology annotation, cellular component: nucleus. Gene Ontology annotation, biological process: regulation of transcription by RNA polymerase II. Gene Ontology annotation, molecular function: RNA polymerase II cis-regulatory region sequence-specific DNA binding; DNA-binding transcription factor activity, RNA polymerase II-specific. NCBI's taxonomy places the organism in Eukaryota, Metazoa, Chordata, Actinopteri, Scombriformes, Scombridae. The transcript is spliced from 4 exons. The record is from RefSeq and is a predicted model, not a curated record. Bases 151 to 2157 code for a protein of 668 amino acids.